GGGUUUAAAUUCGUCCCUCUCCGCCUGGCUUCUCGCAAAGAUCUGCUUGUCAGCUUGCCUCUGUCUCCUCUAACGACUCUAAUAUUCCCUUAAAAGUAACAUCAUUCUGGAUUCUUUGGAAUUACUAAGGUGGCAAAAGAGAUCAUGGUGCAUACCGUAGGAAUGAUUGAAGAUUGUGGGAAAAGAGGGAAUACCAUGGCAGAAAGAAGGCAGCUGUUUGCAGAAAUGCGUGCUCAAGAUCUGGAUCGCAUUCGUUUGUCCACCUACCGAACAGCGUGCAAGCUUAGAUUUGUUCAGAAGAAAUGCAACUUGCACUUGGUGGACAUCUGGAACGUGAUAGAAGCCUUGCGGGAGAACGCACUGAACAACCUGGAUCCCAACAUGGAACUGAACGUGGCUCGCCUGGAAGCUGUGAUCUCAACUAUCUUCUACCAGCUCAACAAACGGAUGCCGACGACCCACCAGAUCAACGUGGAGCAAUCCAUCAGCUUACUGCUCAACUUCUUGCUGGCAGCCUUUGAUCCGGAAGGACAUGGUAAAAUUUCCGUUUUUGCUGUCAAAAUGGCCUUGGCAACUCUUUGUGGAGGAAAGAUCAUGGACAAAUUAAGAUAUAUUUUCUCAAUGAUUUCUGACUCCAGUGGAGUGAUGGUUUAUGGCAGAUACGACAUGUUUCUGCGGGAAGUUCUCAAGCUGCCCACAGCUGUUUUCGAAGGACCUUCAUUUGGUUAUACUGAGCAAUCAGCAAAAUCCUGUUUCUCACAACAGAAAAAAGUCACAUUAAACACUUUCUUGGAUACUCUCAUGUCUGAUCCCCCGCCACAGUGUCUAGUGUGGUUACCACUUCUGCAUCGACUGGCAAAUGUUGAAAAUGUCUUCCACCCCGUCGAGUGUUCCUACUGCCACAGCGAGAGCAUGAUGGGGUUUCGCUACCGCUGCCAGCAGUGUCACAAUUACCAGCUCUGUCAGGACUGCUUCUGGAGGGGCCAUGCCAGCGGUUCCCACAGCAACCAGCACCAAAUGAAAGAGUACACGUCAUGGAAAUCACCUGCUAAGAAGCUAACUAAUGCACUUAGCAAGUCUUUAAGCUGUGCUUCCAGCCGUGAACCUUUGCACCCAAUGUUCCCUGACCAGCCUGAAAAACCUCUAAACCUGGCUCAUAUUGUGCCUCCCCGACCUGUAACCAGCAUGAACGACACACUCUUCUCCCACUCUGUUCCCUCAGGAAGUCCUUUUGCAAACAGAAGGUUACUUGAGGGUAUAAAUGCAGCCAGUCCUGUGGCUGAUGAGCAUUCUCUUAUAAGGCUGUAUGUAAAUCAGCUUCACAACAAUUCACGCUCUUCUUCCAAGAAUACUGAAGUAGAGCAGAGCAAACUGCUGGCUAGGGCUGCUCCAGCUUUCUUGAAAGGCAAAGGGUUACAGUACAGCCUCGAUGUUGCAGACAGGCUGGCUGAUGAACAUGUACUCAUCGGGUUGUAUGUCAACAUGCUGCAGAGCAACCCCACACGCGUGCUCGACAGUGCAAGUCGCCUGGAUGAAGAACAUAAGCUGAUCGCCAGGUAUGCAGCAAGGCUGGCAGCAGAAACUUCUUCAUCACAGCAGGGUCAGCAGAGAGGGGCAUCAGAUAUCUCCUUCACCAUUGAUGCAAACAAGCAACAAAGGCAGCUGAUUGCAGAGCUUGAAAAUAAAAACCGAGAAAUCCUACAGGAGAUACAGAGGCUGAGACUUGAACAUGAGCAAGCAUCUCAGCCCACACCAGAGAAGGCACAACAAAAUCCCACUCUCCUUGCAGAGCUCCGGCUCCUGAGACAGAGGAAGGAUGAGCUGGAACAGAGGAUGUCUGCUCUCCAGGAAAGCCGGAGGGAGCUUAUGGUUCAGUUAGAAGGCCUCAUGAAACUGCUGAAGACCCAAGGAGCAGGCUCCCCACGCUCCUCACCCAGCCACACUAUCAGUCGACCGAUUCCAAUGCCCAUCAGGUCUGCCUCUGCCUGCUCCACCCCAACCCACGCACCUCAGGACUCUCUGACUGGGGUGGGAGGAGAUGUGCAGGAAGCCUUUGCACAAAGUGCAAGACGAAACUUAAGAAAUGAUUUGCUGGUGGCAGCAGAUUCAAUCACCAACACCAUGUCUUCUUUGGUAAAAGAACUAAAUUCUGAAGUGGGCAGCGAGACAGAAAGCAAUGUGGAUUCUGACUUUGGACGGACUCAUUUUGAUGACCUUGUUCCAUCCCCAACAUCUGAGAAGGCUUUCCUCGCGCAGAUCCAUGCCCGGAAGCCCGGGUACCUCCACAGCGCUGCUGCCACUGGCUCCAUCCGCAGUGACAUGGUUACAGAAGACGGAGACCCCUAUGUCAGAGCAGAUGAUGAAAAUUAUGAAAAUGACUCUGUCCGCCAGCUGGAGAACGAACUGAAGAUGGAGGAGUACCUGAAGCAGAAGCUGCAGGAUGAGGCAUACCAGGUCAGUUUGCAAAGUUGAGUGCAAUAUCCUUCUCUCUCUCCUCUCAAGCAAGCUGCAGUCAGACAGACAACGAAAGCUACGUAAGAACUGAUGAUGAGGAGAGCUGCUUUCGGACAGACGAUGAAGAAAACUCAACUGCGAACUUCACAGAAGAGUGGAACCAAGAGGUGCAGCGUCUCUUGACAAAAAAAUCACAUACCUAAGUUCUGAGGACUGUAGCACAGUACUUUUGUUCUAAGAGUUGUAGUUUGUAGAUGUGUGUUUUCGACAACAAGACUUUUGUUUAAAGCUAACUUGUAUUAGCUACAUCUUCUGUAACAUGGCUCAUUACUGGUGAAGAAAACAGACGGAUGUACAUACUGCUGUUACAAAGGAUGGCGGUAUUAAUAACUCACGUGAACCCUUUGCACAUGAUAUUGAACCUGUUCAGUUUACAAUGACAAUACUGUUUAUAGAUAGAAAUUUGAUUUCUCAAUACUUUGAGAUUUUAGUAGAUCAGUUUACUAUACACUGUACAUUUUUUCCACAGAAGAAAUAAAAAGCUACAAUUAUGCAUUUAACACUGAAUUAUACUCCUGAGUGUAUAUAUCUAGUAGCCCAAAAAACAAAGUACCAGACUAUAUUUGCAAUUUGUUUGCAGGUCUUUAAAUUAAGACUUAUACAAAAUGUACUAAAAUAAUAAUAAUAUAAUUAAUAGUAGUAAUAAUUAAAAAAAAAAAACUCUCUAAUUUAGGGCUAAUGUGUAACUUAGGAAUGUUUCUUUCAAAAUAAUCUAACAAAUCAGCCAUAGAAGUUAGUGUAAAUAUUUUUUUUCCAAAUAGAUAUCAUAUACAAAAGGUGACAUUCAAAUGAUAUAGAAUCUAGUUUUUAAAUCAGCACAGAUCUUCUUAAAACUGUGAACUAUGUUUUGAAAUACUCGUUGCUAAAGCUGUUUAUAAACCACAGGUGCCAUAAGAUCCCUGAACUGACUGAUGUUAUGUAUAAUCCUCCAUGGUAUUGUUUCAUUGAUGUUUUAGCUUUAGUAAGCAUGUGUUCAACAAACUGGCUCUUUCCAUCUCUCUGCCCUUCCCCCUCCUCCCCCCAUUAUGUUAUUUUCGAGGCCUUCAGCUUUAAAUGUACAGGCUUAAAGUGCGCUUGCAACUGUUUUAUUUUUAUUUCCGAAUGUGUAUUGCCUUAGCCAGCCACCAGAUGUUCUGCAUGCACUCUUGGAAAUGUGUAGUGAGACUCUUUCGGAGCUGGAUGGAGAAAUAGCUAUCAGAGAAAAGCACAAGAGAAGCGGUGGGUUUUUUCGAAAGGACAGGCAUACAGUUACAGAAUUGGAGUUUUGGCCGGUUUAGUAUUUUUUGAGCAUAAAGUCAUUUCAGGAGAAAGAGGACUUACCUGGCCAUUUUGGGUUAGGCAGUGAGACUGCUAGCUAAAGAGUGUUUGCUCUGCUGUGACUACAAACCUACAGACACUCCUGAGCAGGGAUUGACACAAGCUGGCUGUGGUGUCCUCCCCACGGCAUACUGCUUGGAAAUACAGACGCCGCCUGGGUGGCACCCGGUGCUGCUGCACAGAGAGGUCGGAGCCAGGCCAGGACCCGCUAGACCAGGACCAGCUAGACCAGGACCAGCUAGUCCAGGACCAGCUAGACCAGGACCAGCUAGUCCAGGAGCCGGGCCGUAAGACGGUGCGGUGUUACACGCUGGCCACACAGCUCCCCCCCCCACCCCCCCGGCCCCGAGAAGCGCGGUGUGGCAGCUCAGGACAACCGCUACGCUCGUGGAAUUUUACUUGCCCUGAUCCAGCAGUGAGGCUUCCAGCAUCGGGCUGACCCGAGGUGACACAGUAGCGUUUCGUACAGAUUAUUUCGCGCCAGCAGGGUUUGCCUACAGCAAGCGGUGAGGUGCCCGUCUCAAGCAGGUUAACCUGGCUUGUCUGUCCUCGCUGUCACGGUGAGUGACCGGGAUGUGCGCUGCCGUAUUUACGUGAGAUUGAUACGUAGCUCGACCCAGUUUGCCCACGUUUACUUGCCCCUCUCUAGGCUCGUGGCUGUUUCCCUGGGCACUGUGUGUUAGGGAAUGAGCAUCAGUAUGAAAGAGCUGCUGCCACUUUUCACUUCCCCGUUGUAUUACUGCGCGUGCAGGUCUCUUGUCCGCGUCUCCUUGCGUAUCUGGGCUUGGUCUCAGACAUCCAAACGCAUACUAAGGCUUCCAGGUAUCUUCAUGUAAGCUUUUCGUUUCUGCCACACUGGUCUUUGCUCCUGGGGUAUGGGCCAUCCUGGCAAGGCAGGCACCGUAUCCUCCGAUGCCCCCCCCUCCAACCUCCUCUCAGGAAUGGGUGAGCCUCCACUAGUGCCUAGCACUCCACGUUUAAAGCUACUCCAGUGAAGCUGUAGAUGUUGCUGUCAGCUCAGGAUUCCAGGCAAGCAUUUCCUGAACAGAGAUAAACCAAGCUAGAACACAGCUACAUGCAAUGGCUGACUAAUUCAACCCAUGUCGUGUUUAACUGUACCCGGAGUAAUACAUCCCUCCCAUCAUCUUAAUGUCUGCGUGCUCAUAUCGCUAUGCUUAAAAUAGAUGCAAUAGAAUAAAUCCAUUGCAAGGGCUUCCAGACUAGGAGUAAGGAAAAAAGGUUGACGGAUCAAGCACCUUUCUCUCAGGCUGGUGUCAACAAGGUGAUCCCCAGGAGAGCUCUGGGUCCCUUACGCCCUGGAACUCUGGAAAUGAAGCACCUCUUACUUGGAUCUCCAAAUAUCUAUUUUAAGCAUUUUCCAACUGUUAAGCUGGCUGCGUUUUUGCCCAGCUGGUCUUUGUCUGUUUAUUGAAUCUUAUUUUGGUUGUGGUUUGCGGUCAUUAAAACAAACAGAGUUACAGAAGAGGUCCCUGGUGUGGGCCUUUUCUUAGCUACCAAUGGCCCACCACAGCAGUCAAAACUCCAGGUGGUUUUAACUGUCACUGGAGGGAAACCAGUGGUUUGGAAUCGGGAGGCAGGGAUGUGAAGAUAUAUAGGGUCCUUGAAUGUCCAAAGCGAAGGUGGAGAAUGGGUUGUCUGUAAGUAGUAAUGUUAACUAAACUGCAUAAAAAGGUGUGUGGCCUUUGUUGUGAUAUAAUAUGUAUUUUCUUAUAUGCAUGAGCCAAAUUGUUGCAUCAUAAUUUAUCAUAAGUGUGUCCGCCUUUACUUUCAGUCAUCUUCUCCCAUCCUUAUUGGUUCUUGGCAAUUACUGUAGAUAGACCUUGUAAAUAUUGCAACCUCGGGUUGCUGUAAUCACGUUGGUUCAAUUCAGCAGACGGAGCUGUGAACAACAAGCACUCCACUGUGUCCUGAAGACAAAAGGGCAUUUUUACCUUUGAACCAAAAAAAAAAAAAAAAAAAAAAAAAAGUAUGAAGAGUUACAUCUUGAGGCUACUAACUGUAAGGCAUUUUUAAAACUACUGAACUUGACACCACUUGAGACGGAUACAGAGACACUAAAGAUGUCACAAUAUUCAUUGGUAUUGUAACAGAACUGCUAUUGUAUGGGUUUUUUUGUAUUGCUGUUAAGUAUUGUUUUGUGUGUGUGUGUUGGAACCUACUGGGGACAUGUUAUAUUUUGAAGUGAUUAAACUAUUUAAUUGUGUGUCUAUAUUUUGGAAUGGAAUUAUUUCUUCAUUAAAAAGAUUUUUAAAAGUAA
This is a messenger RNA of Tyto alba (common barn owl), 6109 nucleotides long. It is a transcript of the gene DTNA, whose product is annotated as dystrobrevin alpha. Gene Ontology annotation, molecular function: zinc ion binding. Gene Ontology annotation, biological process: synaptic signaling. Lineage: Eukaryota; Metazoa; Chordata; Aves; Strigiformes; Tytonidae. The coding region runs from base 145 to 2472 and encodes 775 amino acids. The record is from RefSeq and is a predicted model, not a curated record. Gene Ontology annotation, cellular component: plasma membrane; synapse. The transcript has 23 exons.